CUUCCACUGUACUUCGCCAUUGACACAAGACAAGAGACAAUGGCAGCAGCAUCUGCUUCGCUCUCCACCUUCUCUUCCCUCUCUCUACACACAACCCCUUCUCGUUUUUCACCCUUUCAAUCCCAAUCAUUCUUCCUCCCUAAACCCAUCCACCUAUCAAAACUCAAGCCCAUAACAGCCAAUUCCACAACCGUCGAAACCACUUUCUUUGACAACACAGACCCAGAAGAAAUUUCCACUUUUGAUCCUCCAGAACGCCCUGAAGACUUCAUAGAACCACCCUCUUUCGACGAUGGCCCCUUAGAAUCCGAAGACGACAUUGCAAAAGCUUAUGAAGAGCUUUAUGGGCCAGCUUACAGUGGAGAGACUUUCCUUGGGAAUGACAUUUAUACAAUGGACUCUAAGGUGAAAAAGACAACUGGGUUUGGGAAAACUAAGAAAGAGAAGGCCAAAGAUGGGUUUGAUGAGAGAGUGGUGCAAGUGAGGAGAGUUACUAAGGUUGUUAAAGGUGGGAAGCAAUUGCAUUUUAGAGCAAUUGUGGUUGUGGGUGAUAAGAAAGGGCAAGUGGGUGUUGGAGUUGGUAAGGCUAAAGAGGUGAUUGCUGCUGUCCAAAAGUCCGCUGUUAAUGCUAGGAGGAAUAUCAUUACUGUCCCUAUGACUAAGUACUUGACUUUCCCCCACAGAUCCGAGGGAGACUUUGGAGCAGCAAGGGUGAUGCUUAGACCAGCAGCCCCUGGUACCGGAGUUAUUGCUGGUGGUGCUGUGCGGAUUGUUCUCGAAAUGGCUGGCGUUGAGAAUGCCUUGGGUAAGCAACUUGGGAGUAACAAUGCCCUCAACAAUGCAAGAGCCACUGUUGUAGCUGUUCAGCAAAUGAGGCAAUUUAGUGAAGUUGCUCAAGACCGUGGGAUUCCUAUGGAAGAACUAUGGAAAUGAAGAGUUUCUGUUGCUUUGAUUUGUAUCUUCAAGAUUUUUGUAGAUUUCAACCCGGAUAGCUGCAGAUGCACCUUUUAAUUUUUCUGCAAGUGAUUAUCGUUAAUUGUGAUGUAAAUUUCAAAAUUCAGCUUUCUCAAACACGAUCUAUAUAAAAUUUCACAGAGUAGUUCUGGCCAA
Messenger RNA from Nicotiana tabacum (common tobacco), 1110 nucleotides. NCBI's taxonomy places the organism in Eukaryota, Viridiplantae, Streptophyta, Magnoliopsida, Solanales, Solanaceae. The record is from RefSeq and is a predicted model, not a curated record.